AUAUAAACAACGAUAAAAAUGAGAGUUGCUGUUUUUGAACGUCAUUUGGAGUGGCGCUAAACGCGCUGGCGUCGUCGGUCGUCGUUCGUUUGUUUACCACCGUAACCUUCAUCGAACGAAAUAAAAUGGCGGUUCAUAAAAUUCAAAGUGUCAAUGUUUCGUUGUCUGUCUGAAAACGCUUCAACUUAUAGACGUUCGUAGUUUUAGUGAAUUUGGUGGCGAAUAUAGGAAAAAUGAUGAUUUUUGAAAGAUGUGUUAGUUGUGACAGGCGUGCUGCAGUGACGGAGAAAACGAUUGUGGCGGCGCGAUAAACUGUGGAGGGAGAACACGGCGCAUGUCGGCGCAUCGUUUCUGCGCAGGCUCAAAAAUCCACUGGAUAUACAGUGGUUUAUUACGAACAGUCUCAAUACUCGAUUUGGAUACCGUGAGUAGUUGAUACACGUUCGAGGCGGUUUAUAAUAAUUAGAAAAAAAAACAUCAACGAGAACUAAAUUCUUCGUGUGAUAAUUAAACGGAACUCACCUUGAUACAUCGGCCUAUUUACGGUUAAUUGUCACUUUUUUUUUGAAUGAACCCGUUUCGGUUUGAACCCGCGAGUGCCAUUCUCGUUUUCGCGUAUAACGACGAAGAAACUGUGAUGGUGCAUUUGAAAAUAAAAACGAGGGAUAAGUGCUAGUAGGCAACAAAAGAAGGAGUGUUCAACUUUUUUUAUUGCUUUUUUGUUUUAAGUUGCUUCUUUUGUUUUUCCUGUUUUUGAUUAAAUACCUACAUAAAAUCGAAUUAUUUGAGGUUAUAAACGAGCCCGGGUUAUAAAUCUGAUGGAAUACGUUUGCGGUGUGCUUUAUCUACUACGUAAUUCUUAUAGUAAUAAUAGUAAUUGUGUGUUAUUAACACCCGCAAGUGGUGUGCCAUCGACGGAUACUUAACCAUCGAGGACACAAAAAAAAAGAAAACCAUUAAAAAAAAUUAAUAUAAUCUGUGUGAUGUCGGGUAACCAGAUUAAUGAGGAACCCCACAAGUCGCCUAGGGAGAGUGGCGAAGAUUCGGAAGAUGAAAGUGAAAUUCUGGAGGAGAGUCCUUGCGGUAGAUGGUUAAAACGACGUGAAGAGGUGGAACAAAGGGAUGUACCAGGCAUCGAUUGGGCGUACCUCGCAAUGGAUACGGAGGAAGGCGUCGAAGUGGUCUGGAAUGAAGUUCAAUUUUCGGAAAGGAAGAACUUCAAGGCUCAAGAGGAGCACAUCAGACAGGUCUUCGAAAAUCUCACUCAACUCGAGCACCCGAAUAUUGUCAAAUUCCAUCGUUACUGGACUGACACACACAACGAUAAACCUAGGGUAAUAUUUAUAACGGAAUACAUGUCCUCUGGUUCCCUGAAACAGUUCCUGAAGCGCACAAAGCGCAACGUCAAGAGACUGCCACUUCAAGCUUGGAAGCGAUGGUGCACACAAAUCCUCUCAGCUUUAAGUUACUUGCAUUCCUGUUCUACGCCAAUCACCCACGGCAAUCUCACCUGUGAUACCAUAUUUAUUCAACACAAUGGCCUCGUCAAAAUAGGAUCAGUGGCACCAGAGCAGAUUCACCAUCAUGUCAAAACGUAUCAGGACAGUAUCAAAAAUAUGCACUUUGUCGCGCCAGAAUUCGCACAAGGAGUAAAAUCAAAUCCUGCCAUGGACAUUUACGCUUUUGGUAUGUGCGCCCUGGAGAUGGCCGCAUUAGAAAUCCAGGGAAACGGCGACUCCGGAAACGUCGUCACCGAUGAAAAUGUCGAGAAAACCAUUGAAUCGCUGGAAGACAACCAACAGAAGGACUUCAUCAAGCUUUGCCUAAACAAGGACCCAUACUUUAGGCCGACGGCGCCACAACUUCUGUUCCAUCCGCUUCUCUUCGAGGUUCACAGUCUGAAGUUGUUAGCCGCACACUGUUUAGUUAACAAAAGUGCAGCGAACAUUACGGAGACGAUAACGGACGAAUUAAUGCAACGAGUGUACAGACCGGAAGUAGUAAUAGCCGAGGUUAGGUACGGUGACCGAAUCGGGAAGCAAACGAAACUCUCGGACGUUCACUCUGCAGAAAAAUUGGAAAAGUUCAUUGAGGACGUCAAGUAUAACAGUAUUUCGGCGUAUUUCAGCGGUACAGUGGUCGUGACUAACACGCGUUUUUAUUCCUUUAUUCGCAGAAACGGGAUCUAUCCUUUGACCGCUUUCGGAAUCAAACAACCGCCGUCGAGGUCCAGAGCGAUGACGCCGGAAUCCACCGAGUCGGAAAAGUCGGUUACACCGGAACCGACGGACGUCGAAACGAGGAAGAUCGUUUCCAUCGUUUGCGAAAUUAAGGAUGAAACACCGGAGAUUGUACUGCAAAUCGUGUUGCGGAUGGACGACAAAAUGAACAGGCAGUUGACGACCAUCAUUACGCACCAGGACAUUCCUCAAACGCUUGCUCAAGAUCUUGUUCAUUAUGGUUUUAUUAACGAACAUGACCAAGCGAGGGUGGCAAGUGAAAUAGAGGAAGCGAUUCAUCAUAGGAAUUCCGGACACAGUAGCCCUAGUCACGCGUUUCCCCAGAUACCAAUGCCCAUAAACCCGCCUUGUCAGCUGAGCACGAAUCCGCCGCCGCUGUCGGUGGUCAGCGCAGCGACGACACAAGUGCCCAUGCACUCGACUAGUUAGUAGAUACUGUCUCGACGCUAUUCUUAAAACAACAAAAAAAAACAAAAAUAAAAACCACACAUUAGAGCCCCCACAUUGAUAACAAAGAGCAGGAGGAAGAAGCAACAGGGUCAAGAGGAGAAGGAAGGAGUCUUAAGAAAAAGCUAAGGAGAAUAUCGGAUAAAAAAUAUAUAUAAACACACCUUGACGAAUUUCGAGAAAGAUUUUUAAGAUAAAAAAGAAGGAAAAUGAGAGAGCGAAAUCGAGAUCACUUCUCUGAAUAUAACUUUCUGUUAUUAGUUAUUCGUUAACGUUUUAAAUGUUUAUUUUUGUAUUCGGAAAAAGAAAGAUAAAAUGAAAAAGAUAGAGCUGCGUUUAGUAAAACUAAAAAGGCCAAAAGGAUACGGAAUUUUUAUAAAACGCGAAUUAUCUCGAUCGUUAAUAUACGUUGUACGUAAUUCA
Molecule: messenger RNA, 3110 nt
Organism: Onthophagus taurus
Lineage: Eukaryota; Metazoa; Arthropoda; Insecta; Coleoptera; Scarabaeidae
Source: RefSeq, a predicted model, not a curated record